Tachyglossus aculeatus (Australian echidna) is the source of this 883-nucleotide messenger RNA. It is a transcript of the gene GOSR2, whose product is annotated as golgi SNAP receptor complex member 2. The transcript is spliced from 6 exons. Bases 37 to 678 code for a protein of 213 amino acids. Gene Ontology annotation, biological process: vesicle fusion; intra-Golgi vesicle-mediated transport. Gene Ontology annotation, cellular component: SNARE complex; Golgi apparatus; ER to Golgi transport vesicle membrane. Lineage: Eukaryota; Metazoa; Chordata; Mammalia; Monotremata; Tachyglossidae. The record is from RefSeq and is a predicted model, not a curated record. Gene Ontology annotation, molecular function: SNARE binding; SNAP receptor activity.
CCGCGCCGCGCCGACCGGGACCCCCGCCCCGCGGCCAUGGAGCCGCUGUACCAGCAAACCCACAAGCAGGUGCACGAUGUCCAGUCUCACAUGGGCCGCCUGGAGACAUCUGACAAGCAGUCCUUGCACCUGGUGGAGAACGAGCUUCAAGGCAGGAUAGACCAGAUAUUCAACAGCCUAGAGCGCCUGGAGGUUCUGUCCAACAAGGAGCCUCCCAACAAGCGGCAGAAUGCCAAGCUCCGUGUAGACCAGCUGAAGUACGACGUCCAACAUCUGCAGACGGCACUGCGGAACUUCCAACACCGGCGUUUCGCCCGGGAGCAGCUGGAGAGGCAGCGGGAGGAGCUCCUGGCCCAGACCUUCACAACUAACGAUUGUGCCACCACCGCCAUCCCCAUGGAUGAGACACUGCAGCUGAACUCAUCCCUGCAGAAAGUCCAUCAUGGCAUGGACGAUCUCAUUGGUGGCGGCCACAGCAUCCUGGAGAGACUGAGGGCGCAGAGGCUGACGCUGAAGGGCACCCAGAAGAAAAUCCUGGAUAUUGCCAACAUGCUGGGGCUGUCCAAUACAGUCAUGCGGCUAAUCGAGAAGCGGGCGUUCCAGGACAAGUACUUCAUGGUCGGCGGGAUGCUGCUCACCUGCCUCAUCAUGGUCCUCGUGGUGCACUACCUGACGUGACAGGCAUGGCCCUCACAGGCCUCAGUGUGCGUGUGUGUGUGAGUGUGUGUGAGAGCGUGGGGGACACAGAGGAUGACAGUCUUCUGGAACUGGGAGAGGCCCCACUGAGACUUUCAGACAAGUGUUUUGUCCAUUUCUUGGCACCCCAGACUGGCAAAGGGGAGCAAAGAUGCUUUGUGCUUGGGAGAAUUGAGGGAUGGGAGGA